Molecule: messenger RNA, 390 nt
Organism: Anisakis simplex (herring worm)
Lineage: Eukaryota; Metazoa; Nematoda; Chromadorea; Rhabditida; Anisakidae
Source: the annotation of a GenBank genome assembly
AUGACUGUUAUCUUUGUGAGAUAUGGAAUCGCGGAUUAUUUCGGAACUGAUCGUGAAUUGAAACGAUUACGAUGUGGUGCAGUGUUGAGUGAUGUCUUGAGCAAAUUGAAAGCGAAAUGGGAUUGCUUUAAUGAUUUGAUCAAUAAUAAUAGCACCAAACCGGCAUGCUAUUGGUAUAAUAAUCUUAGAUUCUACGCGCUCUCAGCUCACGAUAUCACAAUAAAUGCUCUAAUGAUAGCUCUGAACUGUGAGUCGAACGUACUGGAUAAAAUACCAAUGAUUGAUUACGGUGCAAAUAUCGCUUUUGAAAUGUACCUUAUCAAUAAUCAACCCUAUGUAAAGGUACGUUUUUCAUGUAUUUAUUCACUAUUCUUAACAUUUUUAAUUUAG